UCUGAAAAAUUCCCGAUCAAAAAUCAAAAAUCAAAAAUUUCAACGUAAAGUUCUUAAAAUGAUGUGGGUGAUUGUGAGCGAGUCAGACUCCAACCAGGAAGUGGCGUAGAUUGGCCGAGUUGACGCGGGACGAUGAUGGGUUUGCGUUGGAAGCCGACGAUACCAAAACCCGAAUCGUUCCCAGCGCUCUGAAUUUCAAUCUUGGUACGGCUAUUCUGGCUAUUUGGGGGGAAAAAAAAAAAAAAAAAGAUAUAGAAUGCUAAAGGCUAUUCAGAUUCUGGGUUCUUCUUCAGGAUUCGUUUCGCAUCAUUGGAAACGCCAUACAAGUGCUGGGUUUUCCUUCGUAGCAAUCUCCAUCAAGCCCUUGUCAUCUACUUCACCAUCGCGUUCUUGUUUAAGAGGAGUAGCCACAACUAGUACUUCAUCGUCGUUCUUGCCCAUGUCUUCUUCAACUAGCCGAACUCAUUGUUCCAGCGUAUUUCCCUCCUCAGUUCGUUCUGAGUCAAACCCAGGUGGCACUUCAUCGUCAUCAUCGUCAGUUGCGGUGCAGUCAGCUGGUAAUGCUCGCAAGAUCAACUUUUGUCAGUGGUGUGGGGGCGCAACAAAGCAUGAAAUACCUGACGGAGAGGAGAAGAUAAGAGCUAUUUGUACAGUUUGUGGGAAAAUUGCAUACCAGAACCCAAAAAUGGUUGUGGGUUGUCUAAUCGAGCAUGAUAACAAGGUCCUACUUUGCAAGAGGAAGAUUCAACCAUCAUAUGAUCUUUGGACUCUUCCUGCAGGUUACAUGGAAAUUGGGGAAUCAGCUGCAGAAGGGGCAAUCAGGGAAACAUGGGAGGAAGCAAAUGCAGAAGUGGAAGUGAUAUCUCCUUUUGCUCAACUGGACAUCCCUCUGAUUGGCCAGACUUAUAUAAUUUUCUUAGCAAAGUUGAAGAAGCCCAACUUUUCACCUGGUCCAGAGUCAUCAGAAUGCCAGCUUUUUGCACUUGAUGAUAUACCUAUUAAUUCUCUGGCAUUUUCGUCAAUGCUGGUUUCCUUGAAUUUGUAUGUUGAAGAUGUUAAGGCUGGAAGAUUCAAGUUCCACUAUGGUACCAUUAAUAAAAGGCCGGGCACAAGUCCUUCUGACAUUCACGCCUUUACCCUUGAUUAUCAUAUGCAAUUGUGACACUUGAUGGUGAUUCCCUUUCCAUAUCCUGUGAGGUGGCAAAAAUAACCUUUGCUGGUUGCAGAAGGAAGCCGGUGUUUGAAAGUUUGAAUUAGAGCUUCGAAGUAUAUUGGGCACACUGGAGGUGUAGAACAACCUUGGAAAAUACCGUCUGUAUCUUCUCCAGCCCUGGAGUCCAAUGGAUUCUGUUUUACUCAGUGGAGUUUAACAUCAAAUUCUGACAUUCUUUCUGCAAUUUGGAUAUUGGAAACAAGUCAGGUUGAUCAGCCGCUCAAUUUAUUGAUCUGAAAUGAAUGUUAAUUCUCUUUCCCUCCCUGUCCUAGGAAAGAGCCAAGUUGUGUGAUAGCCGUGGGAGGAGAUAUUGUAAUAUGCAAGUACAUAAAAAAAAAGGUCGAAGUGAAAAUAAAUCAGUUGCUCCAAAGAAAACCAACAUUUAUCUUCUUGUAUUUCAUUUUGCUGAUUGUCUCUCAGAUGAUAAAUUGGUGCUCAAAGAAAGGAAAGAAAGUUGGGUUUUCUAUGUUUUUAACUUA
Molecule: messenger RNA, 1692 nt
Organism: Ziziphus jujuba (common jujube)
Lineage: Eukaryota; Viridiplantae; Streptophyta; Magnoliopsida; Rosales; Rhamnaceae
Product: nudix hydrolase 23, chloroplastic
Exons: 8
Coding region: 257-1162 (301 amino acids)
Molecular function (GO): hydrolase activity
Source: RefSeq, a predicted model, not a curated record